AUGCCAGCUGAGAGUCCAACAUCAACCCGAGGCUCAAUUGAUCCUGAUGAGAAUCAAACAAAUCAUAUCAAGCUUCCGGCGGAUCUUGAGGCUGCUGUAAUAAGAAUUCUGAAGACUAGUGAUCCUCUGGAUAAUGCUGAUUUCAAUCCUAUCAAAUACAUAAACUUGUUAUUACCAAAUGAACAAUCAUUGUCAUUAAUUGACGUUGCGUCACAGAAUCUCCAACAGCAAAUGCGUUUACUAGAGAAUGAAAUAAGAGAGCUAACGAGAACGCAAAUAAGCGUGGGCGAGCAAGGGGUUGAGGAGGUUAUUCAAGCAAAAAAAGCUAUCGAGGAACUAUUUGAGCGAAUCAAGCAAAUCAAGGAGAAAGCUACUCAGUCUGAGAUUAUGGUGCAAGAGAUAACGCAAGAUAUUAAGUCUCUUGAUUACGCUAAGAGGCAUUUGACUAUUUCCAUAACUGCCUUAAAACGUUUACAAAUGCUAGUCACAGCAGUAGGGCAACUGAGAAUAAUGGCAGAGAUGAAGCAGUACAGGGAGACUGCGCAAUUGCUGCAGGCAGUUUUGCAACUUAUCACGUUUUUUAAGAGCUAUAAAAGCAUUCACCAGAUAUCUGACUUAAUUAAUUCAGUUAACGCCUUCCAGGACGGCCUGAAAAAACAAAUAUUUCUUGAUUUUGAAUCAAGCUUUGCGUCCGAUGGAAGCUUGACUGUCCAAACAGCACCGUUAUCAGAUGGAUGUUUAGUGAUCGAUAUUAUGGGCGCAAACGUCAGGACUCAACUUAUAAAUUGGUACUGCGAGCAGCAGUUACGCGAAUACAAGCGCUUGUUCCGAGGAAACGACGAGAUUGCCUCUCUCGAAAAUACACCCCGUCGGUAUGCAUGGUUGAAACGAGCUCUCAAGAGUUACGACGAAGAACAUGCUUCCAUAUUUCCGGUUCGUUGGCAUUUGAGUGAAGAAUUAUGUUCUAAAUUCUGUGAAAUUACGCGAGAAGAUUUUACCAAAGUUCUUGAAAAAACUGUCGAUUUGGAUGUAAAGACUUUGUUGAAAAAUUUGCAAUUGACCAUUGAGUUUGAAGCACAGAUUGAAAAGAGAUUUAGCUCAAUGUUGGAAGAAAAAUUAAUCGAGAAAAUUUAUGAAGGAUAUAAAAGUAAAGUCAGUCUUGAAGUUGAACGCGAAUCUUUUUUAACGGUGAUCUCGACGGCACUGAGAAUUCUUGUCAGAGGAGUUGAAUUAAGUUGUGAACCAGCUCUAUCUUCAAUGUCCCGUAUUCCCUGGGGUACUCUUGACUCUGUGGGCGAUCAAUCGGAAUACAUAUCCCAGCUUCAGACUAUAUUGAACCAGUACAUGGUUUUAAUCAAUGAAAAUAUUUCAAGUCCGAGAUAUUUCAGGAGUUUUUGUGAUAAAUUCGUCGAUUCGUUCUUCUGUCAAAUAAUUAAUAAUCUAGCAAAAUGUAAACCCAUAUCAACAUAUGGCGCUGAACAGAUGCUUCUUGAUAUCCAUUCUUUAAAAACGACUCUCUUGACAUUGCCAAUGAUGAGUUCAGAUAACAUUGCGCAACAACCAACUACAUUUGUGAAGCUAGUAAAUAAGGGAAUAGCAAAAAUAGAAUCUAUUCUGAAGGUCGUUCUCUCGCACGACGAUCCUGAAGCAAUAGUCAACAACUAUAUUUUACUAAUUAAAGAUAAGAAUGUCAAUAACUUCCAAAAAAUUUUGGAAUUAAAGGGCAUAAAGAAAACCGAUCAGCAAGCCAUCUCGGACUUAUUCCAGAAACGCGUUGCGCAACAUAAUGAUCUGCAAAACAACUCUUCUGUAUUAUCAUCGAUGCAACUGGGAUCUUAUAUAACAAACUCUCUCGCUAACGUUACGACAUUGGCAACAGGAGUGACUACCGACAGGCGGUUUAUUACUGAUAGAGGUGGCGCGGCCGCAACGAAGUUUAAAGUACUGGCGGGAAAAGUGUGGGGUCGCAAGGAUGGAGCGGGGAGUGCAGGUGUCGGAGAAUCGUGGAAGGGUGGUGAAGGGAAGACUGGAUGA
Paraglomus occultum is the source of this 2034-nucleotide messenger RNA. NCBI's taxonomy places the organism in Eukaryota, Fungi, Glomeromycota, Glomeromycetes, Paraglomerales, Paraglomeraceae. The record is from the annotation of a GenBank genome assembly.